Trichoplax adhaerens is the source of this 696-nucleotide messenger RNA. RefSeq lists its product as uncharacterized. Gene Ontology annotation, cellular component: core mediator complex; mediator complex. The transcript has 9 exons. Gene Ontology annotation, molecular function: transcription coregulator activity. The record is from RefSeq and is a predicted model, not a curated record. Lineage: Eukaryota; Metazoa; Placozoa; Uniplacotomia; Trichoplacea; Trichoplacidae. Bases 1 to 696 code for a protein of 231 amino acids. Gene Ontology annotation, biological process: regulation of transcription by RNA polymerase II.
AUGGCCGACAAUCCACUCCUAUCGAUAUUGGAUCAAAUUGAAAAUUUAACCAGGGAAACCUUAAGAAAGGUCAAUGUCAAUAUCAGAGAUACCAGUAAUGCUAGCAAGGAAAUUGACUUAAUUGCCAACAAAGAUGAGGAAUUCAGGAAAGCGCUCGUUGAUGCUCAAGGUAAAAUUGAAGUGUAUAAUAAAAUUAGAAAAUGCAACGAAGCCGUAGUUCAACAAGAUCGCGUUAUUGUUCAACUUAUGGACAAAUUAAAGCAAGCAGAAAGUAGUCUGAUGUCCGCUAUAGAAAACGCAAAAGAAGUCUUACCUUGUGAAGAGAGUCGCUCCGUAAAUUCCGAAGAUUUAAUCAAGUAUGCAUAUGAAAUUAGUAGUAAUCACGCCGUUUGCGCCCCAACAAAUUGGCAACAAGGAGAUUCAAGACGUCCGUACCCAAUUGAUAUCGAGAUGAGAGCAGGAAUUUUGGGAAAGCUUACUGAAUACAAUGUUAAUGGCGAUAAUGCUAUUGAUGUAGAUUACGGCAUUUCAAACAGUAAUAAAAAUAGUGAAGCCGUAGACGAUAGCAAUAAGCAAAAUGAAAAUUUAAGCGAUCAACCGAGCGAAAGUGAUAACGAAGUAGAAAACCUUGAAAAUGACCAAGGAAUUAAUAAUAAUAUUGGCAUGAUGUCUACUGAUAGCUCCAGCGAUUCAUAA